This is a messenger RNA of Orussus abietinus, 14477 nucleotides long. It is a transcript of the gene heca, whose product is annotated as headcase protein. The record is from RefSeq and is a predicted model, not a curated record. NCBI's taxonomy places the organism in Eukaryota, Metazoa, Arthropoda, Insecta, Hymenoptera, Orussidae. The transcript is spliced from 5 exons. Bases 180 to 1634 code for a protein of 484 amino acids.
CCCGGAGCGCCCGGCGCCUCGGAGCGUCUCGAGGAGGGCGCGGAGGCCGAGGCCGACCGGGAGAGACCUCGAGUAGAGGCGAGGAUGCGCGGAUAGGCGCCCCCGGCGCGACCACGGGUUUCCCGACGAUUUUCCGCCAACCCCCGAGACUUUGGCCGGUUCGACGCGGCAUCCCCCUAAUGGCCCCCAGGCGGCACGCGAACAGCCACAGCGGCGGCGGCGGCGGCUCCCCGGAGACGGGCGGCGAGCUGGAGAGCUUCGCCGGGUGCGGCCAGGGCGGCGUCCCGGGGGUGGGCUCCCCCGCCGCGACCCACUGCUGCCUGCCCAGCGGCGAGUGCCUCCGCGGCGACUCCCCCAUUCGCGUCAACGCCCUGCACGAGGCCGUCAAGGUCACCUGCAACAACGACAACUGCCCGGUCGGCCAGUUCAUGCACCGCGAGUGCUUCGACGCCUGGGAGCAGACCGUCCUGGCCUACCUGAAGGGCUGCGGAAGGGCGCGCAGCUGGUCGGAGCGCCAGCGCCACCAGAACCUCUGGACCAAGAAGGGCUACGACCUGGCCUUCAAGGCCUGCGGCUGCAGGUGCGGACGCGGCCACCUCAAGAAGGACCUCGACUGGAUGCCGCCCGGCCCCGGCAGCGCGCCCGGCGCCCCCAGGGACGAGGCCGAGGCCAAGAAGAAGAAGCGCCGCAACCGGCAGAACACCAGGCCCAGCCUCGCCCUGUCGGCCGGCCCGCCGACCGGGCACGGCCACGCCGUCUCCAUCGGCGCCCCCGGCGGGGGCGGCGGCCCCGUCGGCUCGGGCCGCGGCUCCGACGGACAGGGCUUCGACGCCUCGGCCUCAGGUCGCGGGCGCGCCGGCUCGCUCUCUUCCAGCACCGGCUCCAGCUCGCCUCCCGCCACCAGCGAGCCCAGCGUCAGCCCCCUGCACCAGCCCCAGGUCAUCGUCAAGAAGCGCAGCAAGGUCGACUUCUUCGGCGACCGAGCGAGGCAAAGCGGAAACGCCAAUGGGAUCUUCUCCCGCAGGCUCGACUUCAGUGCUUUCAACAGCCUUCCCAGGACGAAGCUCAACUCCUACCACAUCAAGAUGGAGGACGAGGGCAACCACGGGAACGACGACACCAGAUGCUUCAUCCUGUCGACCCUGGCCGCCCUCCAGUGGACCAGGGUGUCCUGCGUCCUGUGCCGCACGACGAUGCUCGUCUUCGACAGAUACCCCCUGGUGGACGGGACGUUCUUCCUCUCGCCGAGGCAGCACUCCCACGCCUGUGCCGAGGUUAAGGUCGAGGGUCGCACGCAAUUCCUCUCGGCCGUGUGCAUGAGCUGCCUGGAGGGCAGCGGCGGCGCCCCGGUUCGGUGUCGGUGUUGCACGCAGCCCUGGGACGGAUCCAGCCUCGUGCUCGGCACCAUGUAUAGCUACGACAUCUUCGCUGCGAUGCCUUGUUGCACCGAGCGCCUAAAGUGCAACAGCUGCCAGAAACCUCUGAUCUAUCCGCACCAACGACUGAACUUCUACUCGGACUACAGCCGCGUUUUCGCCUGUCCUCACUGCGGAUCCGUGGACGCCCACUUCGUGAAGCCCCUCUCCGUCUGCUUCACCCGCGAGCAGUUCCAGCUGUACACUCAGUGGCCGUAACUACUGCUUAAUCGAGCGAAUAGUCACUCGCGAAUAGUCAACGCCAAGAUGGGCCUCCCGGCGAGGACGCCGAACGGACCGCCCUCGAGACUCCCUCGGGACGCGUCCAAGGCGGCCUCGAGGCCAAGGGCGACCUUACUUUUUUAGUUCGUCCGACGUAUAUAAUUGUAUAUUAGUGCCGGCUCGCGUACUCAGACCCGUACUAUCGUUGGAUCUAAUGAGGACAUUUGGAACUCGCUCUUGCCCUAGGCUUGCGCUUAGUUUACGCGAAAGAUACCUCGGGACGGAACGGAUCGUAACUGCGCGCGCUUCGUUUACGUUACGUAUCGGCUACCACGCGAUAACCCGGGGAUGGACGUGUUUGCGACCGAUUGGUACUUCUCUCCUGGAUGACCAAUUCGUUUUGGAGGUUUUACUCGGCUAUCUCUAGGUGUACCGAAACGCGGGGAACGACCGGGCGGGCAAGGUGUCCCGGUACUUUCGUUGAUCUCAACGUUUGCAUUUUUUAACGCUCCGCCCGAAUGGAUGCAAACAUGCGCAUCCCCGUGCAACAUCACAUUCAUACUCGUGUACAAGUUCUCGUGAAUUUGGUUCCGAUUGCGUUUCUCGUGCGUGGAUGCUGUGCACGCACGCCAUUUUGCGUAUACUACAGGUUCUGUCCGUAUUGUUUAUUUACCGGCUAUUUUUCCUCCCCCCGCGGACCUUACCGCCGCGGGGGGAGGCAUCAGCAGUUAUUAUAAAUAGUAUAUCGUGUUAUCGUUAUAAGUUUUCAUCGAUGAUACUAAGUAGUUUAUGUGCGAGCGCAGCUGAGCUGCCUUCCCGAGACAUCGCCCACCGUUGAUCCGGGAUGUAGGGCAAUCAUUAUUAAUAUAUACAUUAUAUAUAUAUUAUAUAAAUAUAUAUUAGUGACACCGUUUAUAUUAGAUUGCGAGCGAUUUGUAGCGUUGGCUCGUGGUCCUAGAUGCCAGGAUCCAGGACUAGUAAUUAAUUUAGCUGGCGGAACAGCGUUUUAGUUUAGAGAUUCCCGUGAACGGAGAUGAGCACCAUUUGUUAUACUUAUUAUUUAACAUUACCGAGUGGUUAUUUAUUGUAACCGUCCACGGCGGUCUAAAACGAUGUUUAGUUGGUAGUCGGAUCAAUGUAAUUGGAGCCGUAAUUGUGGUUGGAAUUGGGUAGCCACUGACGUACCUCGAAUUCCAAUCACAAGUUAUAAUUUUAAUCACUAAUCAGAAGACGUCCUAAUUCUAGUGGCUAUCAUUGAGGAGACACAGGAACCGAUCAGGUAAUCGAGUCGCAGCAUCUAAUCGAUCCAGAAAGCUCUCUGGUACGGUUUAAUACUACAUCGUUUCGUUUGAGAUCAAUCGUGAUAGUUUGUUUCAAUUUAAUUUCGCUCGUUCGAGAUCGACGAAGGUAAUUACUCGGUAAUAGAAUUACAAAGAAUUAUCCGAGAGAAAGUUAUAAUUGAUGAUGCUUAUUCUUUCGAGUAUCGAGACACGUGUAUAUACGAAUCGUGGAGAUAAUAAGGGGGGGCAUAGUCAAAAUGAUUGCCCUAUGUCCUUGGAACAGAGAUCGUUUCUCAGUGUGCCAAAUUUGCGCUGCACCCUCGCCCCGUUCCUCCUCAAUUGAUUCGAUUAGCGGAGUGAUAAAUCCAUUGAGAGGAACGAAGGAGCGAGGCCCUGUUAGAGUAAAAAAAAAAGGUUUAAUAUAGCUCGUUAGCGUUGCGUAUUCCAUAUGGCUUUUACUUUAUUUUUUUUUUUUUAAAUGAUUACCGAAGCGAGGGUAGGCUAACAGGCGCGCAUUGGGUAAAAUUAAGAAAAACCGUCAAUUAAGACCUACCGGCGAGAAGCAGCGUUCUAGGACGUCUUCCGAUCUAACGCGUAGGAGGGUCUGCGUCGCUCGGUAAGCAUUUCUCUUAUUUUUUUUUUUUUUUCCUUCGGAGGUAAUAUCGUAACGCGUUUUGUAUUUAGCGAUCCUAGCUUUUGUACAAUAUACUCGCAUCGGCGUAUCCUCUAAGACUAAGCCUAGCUGCGUAAGCUUUUUUUAUUCCGAGUCUAAUGAUUAAGGGUUUGCUACUUUUUCUACCGAGGCGUGGGGGUAUUUAAGGCGGGAUCGAUUCUAUACGAAAUAUCGCACUGGCGGAUAACGGCGAAAACCUAAGCGGAAUCGCGUCGACGGAUUAACACUUAGGAACAUUCCUAGAGUAAAUCGUCGAAGACGCUCGACGAGAAUCCAUGUAUCACGUGCGAGUUGCGAGUCGGCGACUCAAAUACGCUCAACGACGGUAUCAUUAUCAAGAGAGGCUCGGUUAGGCGAUUCUUCUAAGCCGAGUCAGGAGUCUGUACUCCUAUCACCCUACAUAUUGCUGUUUCAAUGUCUGAAACUAAGAGCGAACACCUGUACGAAUGUGCGCGACGUCUUACCCGGUGAUAUCCAUGUUCCUGUAUCGCGUCGCGCACAUUUUGUCGGUCGCUCAAUCUAAGACUAUGAUCGACGGUAACACGUCGGCGGCAUUUAUCGAUGGAAGUUCGAUUCGGGGAUUUUCUAAAUAGAGGCUAGCAUCCGCGUUACAUGUUACGUAUUACGGAUUCAGGAGGGAAAAGUGAUACGGAUUAUAUAUCAAAAUAUAUAUAUAUUAUAAUAUACAUAUAUUAUUUCGAGUGCAGAAUUGGGCAUAAUCGGGUUAUAUGUAGUUUGUAUCCAUAUAUAUAGAUUUACAGGUUUUUAUGUAGGUAGGAACGUGUACAGAUAUAACGUGUGCUCAAUUCUUAGUAUAAGGCUGUAUCACUUUUCUUCACUUGGUAACGUCUUUUCAAUGUCUGUACGGAGUAUGUUCUACGUGUCACGAGGGUGGGUUCCAUUCCUCGCGGGUCACGAUUCGCCGGAUGAAAAAGACUAAAAAAAGCUUUUCUAACAUUUAUUGCGUCGGCGGACACUCGUCCGGGGGAGCCCAACUCGGCAGUUUUUUUUUUUCUUUUUUUUUUAUAUGACGGCGCACUUAUUUCUCAUUAGACAUCCGCGUUUGCGGGAUAUUGCCGUUAUAAUCGUCCGAAAUCGACUGAAGGUCUGCGCGGAUUUCCGCAGACUUCUUUCAUUUAGGAAUAUGAAAUUUUGUCAGGUGCGACCGUGCGAACGAUUCGCGCCGAUCGCGGCACAUACGAUAGCCUAUUGUAACUAUAUUGUCCUAGAGGGUAGAGUUUUUAGAAGUUGCGGGUGGCAACUGACACUAUCGACACGCGAUUACUUGACGAAGAGUAUAUAUCCGCAGUUAGGAGGCGCGUCAGAUCAUUCGUCAUUUUAUGCAGAACCGUUGGCUUUUCGACGACUCGAUGAAAGUUAAGAGUGCUCUCCGUCUUUUCGUUCACCCUUUGUCACCAUCACUUUUGGCAAGUUUUUUAUGUCGAGGUAAUCGAAAACCUUUUAUACUAGUAGCUCCAUGCCGGAGAGAAUGCCUGCCCAUUAGUCAUAUUCCGAUAACCGACUGAAUUAGCAUAAGUAACGACGUAGUCAUCUGUACUUUUUUGAGCAGACUUUGUAACUUUUGAGAUACCAGUCUAUACAAAUUUUCUACUUUUCCACUGAUACACCGAACUCGCCAAAUUUACGAUAAGACUUGCUUUUCGACAUAUCGGGACUGCGGAUGUAUCCGAUCAUCCAUGUCGCGUUAUCACGUAAUUUGGAUCAUUUCGAGGCUCGUACGCCUCGAUUCGAUCUUUGCAGCAGCCAGUCAUUUCUACGCGUACAGACCUCUCUGUCCUAGUAACGUAUUGUCUUAUAUUCAUCAAUAAGAUUAAGGCCGGGGGAGAGAGAAAGUACAUCGGUCUGUGGAAAUUGUUAAAAGCCUAUUCAAAGCAAUCGGUUCCGGUUGCGUUACAAGCCGGCGCUAGAAUGCACAAUAAAAUAACAGACUUCAAUUAUGAAAAUCGAGACUCGGCGACGUAACUCUCUCGACAGCAUUUCGGAAAUAGGGUUAUUCCAGCUAGCAGGGAGGGGGAGAUUUUUUUUUUUCUUUUACGUUGUUUGUAGUCAACUAAGUUGAAUCAAUUAGUAAGAAACCUCAAAAGCGAGCGGAGAAAGUACGCCGAUCGGCGGACAUUAUUAAAGGCUUAUCCGGAGCAGUUAAUUCCAUGAUAUAAGAGGCAAAUAGAAGUAGGCGUUCGCUAUUUCUAGAUGCUAUUAAGACGGACGUGGCCGUACGUGUGUGCCCGUUUCCGAGGGGUCUUAAAUUCUCCUCGGUGCUUCGAUCAGGCCGAACAUUGCUCGAUUUUCUGCAGAAACACGGCGCGGACGUAUGACGUAAUACCGUAAUUGUAAUUUCCGCAUGUCUAGUCUUGCGUACGCUUUAACUCUCCGAGAGCACGCGGAGCUCGCGUCUUCCCUGAUCUGCACAAUUUAUUAGAGAAAGCUAGCUUUAGAUGGGGACCGACUUGCGCGCCGAAUAACGCUAUUCGUUUUUUAUCCGAAGAAAAAAAAGCCAACAAAUUUUUACGUAAUCUGUUAUCCCGUCCAGUUAUGGCGGGCACCUGAAACACGUCGGGAUGCACCUGUCAUCGAGGCGACGGGUGUAGGGAUGAUCCCCGUUGUUUGGACGACGCGAGAGUCAUUUGUCAUCCCUGGAAUCGAGGGUGCGUUGACAAGACUCAAAGGAAUCAUUGACAAAGGGUGACGGAGAGAGGGGGAGAGCCGGUCUUACAAGCUCUGAGGGAUCUUUCCCGAAACGGUGCAUUUAUGGGACCUGCUGGAGGUUUGCCCUGGUUGUCGCUCGGGCUUGUCACCGGAGACGAAAAUGGCGAUCGAGUAGCGAAAGAUGCUUUUUUUUCUUCUUAUCAACUACUCGCACUCGUUGAGGCCAAUUCCCUAGAAGCGGCGCAAAAAGGGCUCGGAUGCAAUUGGACGUGCGUCGCGUCGCCCGCCGUGCGACGCGACAAAUUGAACUAACGAUAAUUGCGGGUCGCCCUUUUUGCCGGUGCGUUUCUUUGAGGCCGGCGAGGGUCGAUUAGCCCCGGCGAUCGUAAAAAAUUGGAGUCAUCGAACUCGAUCGAGCGUUUUGCCGAUCAAGGUGCGAACUUAUGCACGUUGCACCGAGUGCACGUCCUGCUCGCCGCUCGGCGCGAGUUCAAUGAGUUCUAGUUCGAGGUCGGUGGAUUUAAUGGGACGUAUAACGCAGUGAAUUCGCACAUUCGGCCGACGCCAAGUGCUUAGCACCGAAAGCGCUCGCUCAAGCAGGGAAAAUCCCAGCUCCGGUAUGAAUGGUCCUUUACCCUGUAAAACGUGCGAUGCAAAACGUGUAUCCGUCAAUGCACCUGCCUACCACGUUUACAUGACUCCGCUGAUUUCCCGUUAUGACUGCCAUAACUGCCGUGCCAGGCGAAAAGGCCGUAGCCGCAUUUUCUACCGGCCGGGCAUAAAUGCGAUCUUCCGCCUUAACGACGCUUGAUACCGAGAAAGCGUUCCGAACAAAAGUUACUCGGCGUCCUGUUGCGAACAACUUUUUCGGGGAACAUUUCCUUGCGCGGGGAUUGGUUAAGACGGAAAAGCGGAUUUUCGUCGCGUCGGAUGUGCUCCGAUCUUGGAGGUCUAUAGGGGAAACGGCGGUCCCCGUUUCGAUGCUCGCGGAGUCACGGGACGGAGGGAGGCUUCGUUGUAAAACAGAUAGUUGGUAUAUCCGUCAGUUGUAGAAUUUCAAUACCUUGUCGCGUAGGCGCCGAAGACCUUCGGUCUUCUCUCGCCGAAAUUAAUCAUUCGUGGAUGCAAGCGGUAUUUUUUUUUUCUUUGUCAAACUAUUCCUACGGAUGAUAGUCUUGCGUCGUAAUUGCGAGGGGCUCUUAGGUUUCCAAUGUACGGAUGCGAGGAAUCCGGCUUGGAUAUGGGGGAUGGAAAGGAAGGGCAACCAAAAAGUACUGGAGGGUAACUACUAAAUUAAGCGUUUCGUGUGUAUUAGACGUAAAUCGGGCAUUUUAAUUCGGCUGUGUGAGAAAAAAAGAUUUAGGCGAUCGGACGGAAGAGAAAAAAAAAAAAUACCUAGGCUCUAAUUCGGUAAGAUUGAAGUUUAGAUCUAUAAUUUUUCUACCCUAUUUUUUUAACGAUCGGUGUCGUUCUCGUCAAAAUUACGUAGGCGUUUACAUUCUAAGGAAUUGGCUUAAAUUUACGGAGGUGGCGGCGCGCAAUAAAGUGACGUCUCGGCCGUGACUCGAGCACCGCGUUUCGUUACGAGUACGCGCGAUCCGUGCUCGCCUCGCGGAUCGAGGCGAUGGGGUAAAUUCGCCGCUGUUUAAUGAAAUCCCUUGGAAAUUAAGGUUACGAUUAAGUAAGCCGGAUAGGAAGUAGGAGAAAGCCGCUUUCGGAGUCUUCAGUGCACCCUUUUCGAUUGGCAGCGCGUGCCCGGUUGUAUUCAAAUUGACGAUUGCUCUCCGGCAGAUUGUUUUUUUUUUUUCGGGGGGUGUUUCCGGUGCCGUGGAGAAUAUCCGGAAUUAAUUUCAGAAGGAGGCGGAUGAGAUUGAGUAUUACGAAGGCAUAAUAGAAAUCAUGAUUUCUGACAUUCGGAGGUAAUUCCGUUGGCCGGAUAUUUUCCCCCGGCAUGAGCAGCGAGCACGAGUACGGAGCUUAAGCCUCUCUCGCAACGUCAACGAUAUAUAUGUAUACCUAGGGUAGUACCGCAUAUUAGUGUUAAACGGUAACGUAAUUAUAAUUAACGGGAAGCGUACACGUAGGUCCAAUAUUAGGGUGUGCUAAAAAAAGACAUCUCCCGCCUCUUGCCAGGAGAGAGAAGUGCCCGCUCUCGGUGAGAAAAUUGUUCCAAGGAUGUUGGCGUCAGGAUACGCGGAGGAGAGGGGAAAAAAAAAAGUGUUAAGAGCCGUCGCUAUUAUCGGACUUAAUUGACACCUGCGGGAUUGCCCUUUUCAUUCAAUUCCUUGGAGAUUUAGGAGGGAAAAGAAAAAUCGUUCUCCUCGAUGGGUGACCUUUCGCUCGAGCGCGAUUAUUAACCGCGGUGCAUUUACCGCAGUCUCUGUCGGAAGUGAUCUAAAUGAGAUUCCUUUGAUUUUUUAUCGCAUAUCCUGUACGGAUACGAGGUCCUCCGACUUUUUUUUUUCGAGUUGAUUUUCCCUGUAGAGCGACUCUUUCUCCCGAUAAGGGGGACUUUGGAAUGCGAUUUUCUUUUGGCACACCCUAACCAGUAUGCUAUUUAGGUCUUAUUCGUGUAUCGAUUAAGUGUCUCGGAAAGUAAACCGAUCGGACGGCGGAGAUGAAAGGGGAGCCGAAAAGUAUAGUAACGAGUAUACAAUACCGUGAGGUGUGAUGUGAACAAAAAAAAAUCAUAAAAUCGUGCUGGUGGUGCGGACCAAGCGGAACUGCUGGCAGAGAGACGAGGCGACUCGAGAAAACCGAGAUACCGAGUGUCGAAAAACAGAAAGAGAGAGAGAGAGAGAGAGAGACGUGCUACUGCAUCGGGCUUAGGACAGACGAUGGGAAAAAGAAAAAGAGAGAGAGAGAGAAAGUGACGUCGAAAUUGUCCGUCGUUGCACAUUUCGUUUGUCAGGGCUCGUCGCUCGGCCUUGUCCGACCGUUUUUUGGGCGGCGGCAUUUUCCCUCCUAUGCACCUCCACUCGUUGAAGUCUCUCCCGCUCUCGUUCCUCGUUCUCCAAUAUGGCGUCUUCGCGAGAUCCAUGGGACGCGCGAAAGAGGGAUUUCAUUUUUCACACCUUCUACACGACAGCCUUCACGGGCCUGUCGGAAAUCGGUCAUACUUUCUUUUCGUGGUUUCUUAUUUUUUUUUCUUUUUUCCCCCGUUAAAGAGUGUACACUUAAUUCUCGCGUUAAGUCACGGGAUGAUUUCUUCGUAAGCGCUCCGAGCCGCACGGAGGGAAGGCUAAUUUUGAAUGACGGAAGCGCUAUUUUUCCGAUUUUGGAGAGAAUCGAGAUAUCGCUUCGUUAGGGCUCGUUCCGACGUCGCGGUCGAGUCGCUCGUUGGGCGAUUCGAUGUAUAUAUAUAUUUUUUUUUAACCCCGCGACGGACCGGCGUUCAGGCGCGACACCCGUGUCGGAAUCGACGACCCCGAUUCGCGUACAAAUUUCCGCCGACCCCCGCAAGUACAAAAGGUGAGAAAAUCAGGGCUCGAAGACUGUAAAUUCCAAAGUACGGCGAUUUCGAGGGAGACAGAGAAAGAGAGAGAGAGAUCUUGGUCGCAGAUCCCGGAAACGGGGCCGUCGAUUUUCCAAGAUGGCGAAGGCCGGCCCGCCGCGAGGUCGCGAGUCGGCGGCUCGAGUGACAGCUGCCAAAAGCUGUCAGCUGUCACUCGGCAUCAGGAAUUGACGUCGUCCGGGGAAACGGAGAACCGCAAAGUGUGAGACGUUCCCCAUGCAGUGCGAGAGGCAGCUGCGUUCCUCUAUACCUCCCCCAUAAGAGUACAAAUCGUGUAACGGACAUUAAAUAUAUCGAACGACGAUUAAUAUAAAUCGGAGAGAUGGAUAAGAGAGAGGAGUGAGACAAAGUGAGAGAAAGAGAGAGAGAGAGAGAGAGAGAGAGAGAGAGAGAACAAAAAAAAAGGAAAUUCGGAGUAGAAGCGCGUUGCGGCAUCGUCGAUGCUUCAGGGAAAGAGAAAAGAGAGAUAAUUACUAAUUAUUAUUGACAAAUUAUAAGAGCGGUUAAGAUAGACGUUUUAAGGCGGAGACACGCUUCCUUCGGUGUAGGAAAACUAUUAUUGAUAUCCAUACGAAAUACAAUAAAUAUUAUUUAUACGACGUGGAUAUAUAUACGCAUGUGUUGGCACAUACGUAUGUAUACAUAUAUUAAAAAUAUAUAUAUAUAGAUAUAUAGAUAUAUAAAUAUCCGAUAUAUUAUGCGCAUUAAUAUAGGAAAAGUGCACACGAAGGGGUGCACGGCCACGCAAUACGGAAAAGUCGGGGCUCGUGACACCGUGGUCGCAGGACUGCCAUUAGCAGUUAGGGCUGUCAAUGAGAACUUGACGGUGGUCGUCGUCUAUCCGAUCACCCUUUUCGAAAUAACGCGCUUUCCGCGAUUCACAUCUUACUCGACCACGGUGCACGAGGGAAACUUUAUAUUGGAUGGGGAGAGAGUACAUCGUACGUGCGCCCGGAGUACGCCCUCGGCUCGGUUGUCUUGACGGACGUCGCGACAGGUGUCUCGACAAUUGACCCGCGACGGCGGCGGAUUAUUGGCAGUUUUCUUGGCAGACUUUGCGCGAAGGAGUCACGUACUUAAGGGAUGGGCUCGACUCGGUGCACGUAACGUUGCAACUCGGUACAUUGCGCGGGUCGUUCUACGCGAAUCGCAUACGCGCAAUUGUCCGGCGAAUGCCGGGGCGUAAUAUGCAAAUCGGCGACUCGAUCCGGUUAUCGAUCCCAGCCCUGCCUUCGGGCUACUGGUAUCGCCGACGCUCUUAUCGAUCCCGGUAGCGAAAGUAUUAAUAAAAGCUCAUCUUGUACAAUCCGACGUACGAUCUGGUUAAGCCGAUGCGAAAGUGACGUCGAAGAGGUGUCUCGUUUACGAAACUUUUCUCCGGACUGGGUGUACCGAAUUGUUCCAAGCUUGACAAUGUUAACAUGGAGGCUACAAGGAAGGUCCUGACACCCAUAAGAUUUCAAUUUCUUCAUAAUUUUUUUAUAGAUAUUUGCACAAUUUUGUGUAAAAAAAAAAAUGAAAUUUCAUGAGCGUCGAGACCUUAUCGCGUACAUGGUUACGUUGUCAAAUGUGGAACGAUUGACUCUUCGGAUGCCACUUUCACACCCCCUUAAGCUCCGAUCGGUACGGUUUGGAAAAAAAAAACUGCCUUGAGAAGUCCGAUUCGCGUGGGGUCUUUUCGGUCUUUUCCUCGGGGUGUGCAGGUUUCGGUGCACUAUUUGACGUGCCACUUUAGAUUCUUUCUUUCUUUUCUUUUUUUUUCCCUUUUUCUCCCAAGGUGAGCUUUCCGCCGAUCUCCUCGUACGUACAAUAAAUGCCUUCGAAGGGCGCCAGGGGGACGGCUGUUGCAGGAAACGGGAACGCGGGCAACCGUGGGAAUGAUGCAUGUUGCACGUUGCGGCACCGCGUUGCGUGCGCGGCCUUUGCACGGAUUUAUCUCGUUGCCCCGCCAUUCCCGACUUACGUGCAAAAGCCUUUCCCCGUGUCUUCCACCGUUAGCGGUAUUAUAUCCGAACGGUCCGAGAGAACCUCUAACGCUAAAGGAACGGACGAGAGAACACGCAACUGCCCGAAAAGUAAGACUCGUAGAGAAACAUAUGGAAAUUCAAACGGCCGAGAUGACGUUUUUCCCCCGAGCUUUAUCUACGCAUUUACUCGCGAAAGUAGGAACCGACGUUUCCCCCCCCCACCUUACGGGUUUUUAUAGGAGCAUUUUACAUGACCGUAUAUGGACACCCGACUGCAUGUACCGUGUUUUGCCAGGGUGUUUGCGUGUGCGUGCACGCAUAUCGAGCUGUGUAAAAUAACCGUCGACUGCACGGUCUGGACGGAAAUCUGGAAACCCACCGAAAGACAGCACCGUGCGCGCCCAACGGGGAAGACUCGAAUUUUUCUCGGUCUUGUAGGGUGAGGAGAAAGUUUCGCAAAAAAAAAAAAAAAAGAAAAAAUACAGAAAGUAAAGGGAGGAGCGACGUAUCUUGGGGAUUUUUUUCCAACCGCGAAAAUCUUCUCCUUGGUCUCGGAUUCACCCUCCUUCCCGGUCGCCCUCGUCCCUCUUCGCGGCUCCCACUCUCGCGGCUCCCGCAGACUCCCACUCAUCUCCGGUUCCGAUCUUCGAUGCAAAUCCCCUCCAGGGUCCGGCUUGUCCGAGUGGUCGCCUCUCGAGACCGGUAAUCCAGUCGUCGGUGGCUAACCUCGGCGGUGGACACUCCAGCCGGAUUCCCACGGGACUUUUCCGGGACAUAUCCCGCUCGCGACUCGAGUGAAACUCCGUCAGAAAGUCGAGAGACAAUCGCCGACUCUUCCUCGUUGCGGCGGGACUUUUUAAUAACGCUUCCGCGGAGUGCAUUCUGACGUAUCCAGGAACCCGGAGGAUAUCAAAUGCGAAAGCUACAUUGCCAUUCGACGCUUCGAGAAAAAAAUAUCGGAACGCUCUUCCGGGAUAUCGAUACGCCGCUCGAUUUCCUCUUUCCCGGCAUUCGUGCGCGUAACCGCGACGAGAUAAAAAUUGACCGAUGGAGGAAAAAUUGCAGCCGAGUCGGAGGGGAUAAAUUUCCUCCCUCCACCUUUUUUUUUUUUCUGCAAUUUAACGAGCAAGAGAUUUCCAGGCCGAGCGCUAUUUGCGCGGCCAUUCGCGUCGAUUUGCAGAUCGCGAUCGGUCUUUUGUAACGAUUCACAAUCGAUAUAUAUAUAUAUAUUUAUAAAUCAUAUAUUCUUACGCGGGUAAUGUCAGAUUGGCUAUCCGGAAGCGUUUGGACAGAUUGCGGGAAGUAUGCUAUAAGUGAGAUAGGGUAAUAGUAGGCACCUAACGAAUUACACAUUACCGAGGAGGGCGGCGUACGAAGUAUAUACAUAGUAUAUAUAUAUAUAGUAUAUAUAUAUAUAUGGCACAUGAAGUCACAUGAAUUACUAUAAUAUUCUAUUAUUAGUAUAUAUCGUAAUGAUAUAACGAAGAGUUGAAACUUAAUAUUUUGCAUCGUAAUUAUUAGGUACAUAAUAUUAUAUUUGUUUGGUUGGCUUGAGGGCGAGAGUCUAACUCGGGUUAUUAGUUACUACGCUGUACCUUUACGCGGGCGGGUAAUCGACGACGAGGGGGCCGAGGCCGGGAUCGAUGCCGAUCAAGAAUUAUCCGCGAUCGGCCGGGUUUCCGUCGAUCGGAAAACGGCGAACUGAUCCGGACGUCGACUACUCGCUCGCGACAUUGUGGCCGAGCGGCGGGAGGCAAGGGGAAGGUACGAGGGAAAUCGAGCGAGAGGGAAGAAGCGCCCCCAAAAUGGCGGAAAGGAGCGCGAGAGGGCUCUUUCCGGAAAUGCGAGCUAUUUUCGAGACCCGAGAUAUAUAUACCCCGAUCGGCGACCCGAAGGGUUUCGAGAGCGGGUCCUCUUCGAGUCGAGAGACCCCUCGAUUGAUCUCCUUUUUUUUUUUUUUUCGCUGAAAGGGAAAAAAGAGAUCCUCUUAUUCGUUGGGUACCUACGAGGAAGGAUACCGAGUGAGAGAGGAGUUUCCGCUGAGUCUUCGACGUAUUCCCUUGGAUAUUAUUUAUUGCGAAUAGAAAGUUUGCGAGCCACUCGAGGAUCGUCCCGGAAGGGACGGAGGCUCCGGGAAUUUGUAAAAUAUAUUUGCGAGGUCGUAUAGAAAUUUCGCGAGAUUUCGUUGGGACUUCUCCGUUGCUCGGUGCAGCAUCCCUCGCGAGGCGGCCCGCAAGCGGCGCGGAGGGCCGCAUGCGGACGGCCGGACGCGACGGAGGACCCGGAGGGCGGAAUCGCAACGGGCCUGAUCGGGGAUGAGAUGCCGGAAUUUUCGAGAAUUUGGAGAUUAAUGGAGGGAUUUUAGUGUCAAGGGACCGUGCAGCGCGUAGAUUGCACGGCCCUCGAGACUCUUGCGCCGCGAGACUCGCUUCUCUUACUUUUGCGGUGCGCGUGCGGUUCUCUUACGGAAGUACGUCGGCUAUGGUUUCUGAGAGAUUAGUGACUAGUUAUGCCAAUACCGAUACCGAUAUCGAUCUUAAUGGCACCUCGAACACCGUUCCCGGCCAGGAGGAAACUCUCGGCCGGGAAAUACGCCGCCAUUGUACGGCUACUGUAUACGCUUCGUUGCUCCGAUUCUACGCGUCGAGGAAUUAACGAGGAUUCGAAUAAGAAGACCCGAAAGCCUGACGAUGCACUUAUGUACAAAGGAAAAUAAAGUUGCUCCUGCUUAUCCGCAUA